CUUCAAGGUACAAGCUCAAGCUGCAAACAACUUCGUUUUGUUCAUAGCGUCAUCUCGUUUGGCUUAUCAAAGCGUCCUUUUUUUCCUGUUGUAAAUUGCGUCGUGUUUGGCAUCUUUAUUAUUAUCGAAGAUUGUGCUCAGGGAUAAGUAAUAGUAUAUAAAUACAAAAGUAUUUUUAUAUUAGGUAGCUAAUAAUUUGAUAAUACAACCCGAAUCUCUUUUGAUAUAAUGGCUGACUCUAACGAACAGCCCCCGGCUAAGAAAAGCCGCUAUGAAUCUCCUAAAGAGGAUGAUGCCCCCCCCACGUUGAAGGCACAGCCUUCAUCAGUAGAGAAAGAGGACGUGGUCAAUUCCACCACAGCCACAAAUGGCAGUCCUCUGAAAAUUAAGUCUUCUGAUAAAGAUGAUGUGGAUCCGGAGAUAGAUUCCACUACCAACGGGGAUAAAUCUCCGUCUGAGCAGGAGAAGGAGGAAGAGGAGGAGGAAAAGGAAGAGGAGGAGGAGAAAGAAGAGGAGGAGGAGGAGGAGAAAGAAGAGGAGGAGGAGGAGAAAGAAGAGGAGGAGGAAGCCGAAGAUGAGGAUGACGAUGGAGAUAAAGAUGAAGGAGAUAAGGAUAAAGAUGAUGAUUCAGGUGACGAAAAUAAUGCCAAAAGUGACGAUGAUGGUGGAAAAAGUGACGAUGAUGGUGGAAAAAGUGACGAUGAUGGACCCGGAAGUGACGACGAAACGAAAAGCGACGAGGACAAAGAGAAAACUGCUUUUGAUACUGAUGAUGACGAUAAAUCAAUUUCAUCGGAUGAAGAUGCCGAUUUAAUCGAAUCACGAAGCAAGAAAGAGAUACCUCUUGAAGCUUUCAAUAUGGAUGAAGAGAAAGACCUGGGAAAAUUUGACAAAGACGGACAUUUCGUCUGGAAUUCCAAAACUCGAGAGCCCACUGAUGCUUGGCUGGAAGGCGAGGGCUCUAAGCCAGUAACAGUAAAUGCAAGGGCCAGCAAACGAUCCCAAAAGAUCCGUAUGAAAGUAGUGGAGGAUGAAGAUACACCUAGCGACGAAGUUUUGAAGGAAAGGCUGAUCAUCAUUGAAAACUUGAUGAUUGAGGAUGAUGAGACAGUACAAGGAGCUAUUGCUCGCAUACAGCUCAAUCGCAUAGAUAAGAAAUCGACUGCUUCGGAGAGACUGGCCAGCAAAAAGGCUGGUGGAUCAUACACCAAAGACUGUAGCAAGGACUGUGAGGAAAAUCCCCUCUCGAAGUUAUUAGAUGCAGUUGACGAAUUCCCCGUGCAGAGCGAUAUUUUUUCUGUAACCAAAAGCGAAAUUUCUUCCAUUAUCGCUUCACCUGUUGAAUUUGAGCAAUUCAAGAGGAAGGCCUAUCCACUGCUAAUCGAUAUAACAUCUGAAGGAAGCGCCGAUAGCGACAAUGGAGGGAAGAGAUCCCCUAUCAUGUUGUCCUCAGAUGAAGAGGACGAAGUGGUAGAUGAAGAAGAAGCUGGCAACGGAAUAGUUGUCAUGGAGAGAGAUGAAAUGGAUGACGAUGACGACAACGACAACGUCGAGGGAAAGGAAGCGGCUAAGGAACAGGAGCCGAUGGACAUGUUUGCAGACUAAAUCUGCCAAUUAAUUUUUCUAUUCAGUCAAGUUUUCGGUGCUUUAUGCCAAAAUUACACUUUAUUAUUGUACAGGUUAUUGUAACCUGGUUACCAUUGAUUAAUUAAUUAAUAUGUUCAAAGUUUAAUUAUAUCAGUAGUAUUAAGUUUGAAAGAAUAGUAGAAAAACAGUUAAGUUUGGACAAGCCAUUGGCUGAUUACAAGUAUUAAGUUGUUACCAUUCCAUUGAAGGGAUGGAUGUCCCUUCUAUACCUUCCAUAAGAAGGGAUAUAGUAAUAAUUUUAUAACGUAAUAAGAACUGAUUUUUUUGUACCUGUUAGUUUAUUAUCCUUUAAUAACUUGCUGAUAAGUUUUGGUACUUGAAGUUGUCGUUGUCGAGGUGUUGUGUCGUAAUUCUAUUCACUUGUCGAGGUGUUGUGUCGUAAUUCUAUUCACUUGUCGAGGUCGUGUCGUUGUCGAGGUCGUGUCGUUGUCGAGGUAUUGUGUCGUAAUUCUAUUUGAACAUCGAUUCACUUGUAUUUCAUGUCGCUCAACUUUCAACUAAGAUUUGCAAGAGUAGAGAAAUAAGAGGUCUCAAUUUUGUAAUCAUUCAUAAUGUGAAAACGAUUAAUCUUUCAAGCUAAAAACAAUGACAAUCUUUUCAAAAGAUGCAUGGUGUCACAUACAUUAGGUAUGUGAUAUAAUCUAUGAUACACUAUCAUUCACUAACUCUGACGUGAUCUCAUGCAGUGAGAUGUUCAUGGAUCAAGUAAGAUAUCUUAUCUAUCUAUCUUGAAUCCAUCCACAUAAGUGACCUGAAUAUUAUUCAAUUUACUUGUGUGGAUGGUUUCAAUGACUAUUUCAUUGACCUAUUUCACUAUAUCAUCUAUCUUUGGAAAAGAUUGUCAUCGUCCUAAGUAAUCUUUCGGUGUUAGACUAUCCAGCAGGCUAAAAAAUUAUCACCAAUGAAAAGUUUUUUAGCCUGUUGCACAGCCUUAAUGAUUGAUAAUAAUGCUUCUCAUGUUUUGAUUUAUUUACCAUUCACAUUGAAAAUAAGAUAUAAUCGUUAAGAAAUGUGUUGACCAAAUUGCUUCUGUAUAUCUAUUUUGCAACUGGUUUCCAAUACCAGGUUGCAGAAACGUCAUUCUAUCUCAUGUUGGAUGUUUUCUAUCGAUGUUCCUAUUGUAAAAUGUUGAUGUAUUUUUCUACUUUUGUAUUGUAAAUAAACUCAUUCUGACACGCCAAAAAUAUGGAAUUGAUUGAAAUAUUUAUUGUUGAUGUUAAACAAUAAUUCAUAACCUCCUGUACAACUUGUUGAAAGGGAAAAUAUACACUUAUUG
Molecule: messenger RNA, 2923 nt
Organism: Nilaparvata lugens (brown planthopper)
Lineage: Eukaryota; Metazoa; Arthropoda; Insecta; Hemiptera; Delphacidae
Product: cilia- and flagella-associated protein 251
Exons: 9
Coding region: 229-1605 (458 amino acids)
Cellular component (GO): U5 snRNP
Source: RefSeq, a predicted model, not a curated record